UCCUGGGCCACCGAAUCAGCCCUCCUCUUCCUCAUUCCUGCCCCCACCAUUUGUCCAGCUGUCUCACAGCCCUCAGGACAGGACCGCUCUGUUUCAUUGUUAGGAAACUGCACUCAGGCUCUCAGAAGCCCCCAAACAGGGUCCCUCAGCCCCUACCAGGCCAAGUUGGUCCUGUCCUGGGAGGGUCGUGACCCAGUCCCAGGGCCAUUGAGGAAAGGAGUGGCAGCCCUGGCUCCAGGUGUCCCGAUGCCAGGCUGCUCAUCUGAUGCCUCUCCUGAUGCCACCCCGCCUGGGCUGCUCCUGGCACUGGAGACCAUACUGGCCUCGGAGGAUGAUCGAGCUCCCCUGCCAGGGGCUAAAUCUGGGAACUGGCUGCUGUGCGUCCUGGCCCUGCCACUCCACCUCUGGCGCCUGGUGGGGAGGCCCCUUCUUGACCUUCAGGGAUCGGCUGCCAUGUCCCACCGGAAGUUUUCCGCCCCUCGGCACGGACACCUCGGCUUCCUGCCCCACAAGAGAAGCCGCCGGCACCGGGGCAAGGUGAAGACAUGGCCGCGGGACGACCCCAGCCGGCCUGUGCACCUCACGGCCUUCCUGGGCUACAAGGCGGGCAUGACCCACACCCUGCGUGAGGUGCACCGGCCGGGGCUCAAGAUUUCCAAGCGGGAGGAAGUGGAGGCAGUGACAAUUGUGGAGACGCCGCCCCUGGUGGUGGUGGGCGUGGUGGGCUACGUGGCCACCCCUCGAGGUCUGCGGAGCUUCAAGACCAUCUUUGCGGAGCACCUCAGCGAUGAGUGCCGCCGCCGCUUCUACAAAGACUGGCACAAGAGCAAGAAGAAAGCCUUCACCAAGGCCUGCAAGAGAUGGCGGGAUGCCAGCGGCAAGAAGCAGCUCCAGAAAGACUUUGCCGCCAUGAAGAAGUAUUGCAAGGUCAUUCGGGUCAUUGUCCACACCCAGAUGAAGCUUCUUCCCUUCCGGCAGAAGAAGGCCCACAUCAUGGAGAUCCAGCUGAACGGUGGCACGGUGGCCGAGAAGGUGGCCUGGGCCCAGGCCCGGCUGGAGAAGCAGGUGCCGGUGCACAGCGUGUUCAGCCAGAGUGAAGUCAUUGAUGUCAUUGCUGUCACCAAGGGCCGGGGUGUCAAAGGGGUCACAAGCCGCUGGCAUACCAAGAAGCUGCCUCGGAAGACCCACAAAGGGCUGCGCAAGGUGGCUUGCAUUGGCGCCUGGCACCCUGCCCGCGUGGGCUGCUCCAUUGCCCGGGCUGGGCAAAAGGGCUACCACCACCGCACUGAGCUCAACAAGAAGAUCUACCGCAUUGGCCGGGGGCUGCACAUGGAGGACGGGAAGGUGGUCAGAAACAACGCGUCCACCAGCUAUGACAUCACCGACAAGUCUAUUACACCGCUGGGAGGCUUCCCCCACUAUGGGGAAGUCAACAACGACUUCGUCAUGCUAAAGGGUUGCAUCGCAGGUACCAAGAAGCGGGUCAUUACGCUAAGAAAGUCCCUCCUGGUGCCCCACAGCCGCCAGGCCCUGGAGAAUAUUGAGCUCAAGUUCAUCGACACCACCUCCAAGUUUGGCCACGGCCGCUUCCAGACAGCACAAGAGAAGAGGGUCUUCAUGGGCCCACAGAAGAAGCAUCUUGAGAAGGAAAAGCCGGAGAGCUCAGGAGACUCGUAGGCUGCCUGCGCGGGACGGGUGGUCCCUGCAGCGGCGCCCCGCCUGCCCUUCUGUCCAAUAAAGGCCCGAGGCCCCUGUUCCCGCGCCGUCUCAGAGGGUCGGGGCGCGGACAGA
This is a messenger RNA of Propithecus coquereli (Coquerel's sifaka), 1791 nucleotides long. It is a transcript of the gene RPL3L, whose product is annotated as ribosomal protein L3-like. Gene Ontology annotation, cellular component: cytosolic large ribosomal subunit; ribosome. Gene Ontology annotation, molecular function: structural constituent of ribosome; RNA binding. Gene Ontology annotation, biological process: ribosomal large subunit assembly; translation. The transcript has 10 exons. NCBI's taxonomy places the organism in Eukaryota, Metazoa, Chordata, Mammalia, Primates, Indriidae. The record is from RefSeq and is a predicted model, not a curated record. Bases 247 to 1677 code for a protein of 476 amino acids.